This is a messenger RNA of Suillus discolor, 515 nucleotides long. RefSeq lists its product as uncharacterized. The transcript is spliced from 4 exons. The record is from RefSeq and is a predicted model, not a curated record. The coding region runs from base 74 to 343 and encodes 89 amino acids. Gene Ontology annotation, molecular function: iron ion binding; monooxygenase activity; oxidoreductase activity, acting on paired donors, with incorporation or reduction of molecular oxygen. NCBI's taxonomy places the organism in Eukaryota, Fungi, Basidiomycota, Agaricomycetes, Boletales, Suillaceae.
CUAAUCUCACCGUACCCGUCGCAUAUCACACAGGGUGUCUGAAUAGUGACUAUCAACAAGCCAGACCAUUUCAAUGGCGAUUAUCAUUCCCGCAUGCACCGUUAUCAUUAUCUUAGCCAGCAUCUGGAUAGCGAAACGACGAUACCAGGCCGCAAGGGAGUUGCAUUUACCGCCUGGACCGCCUGGACGUUGGCUAUUAGUAAAUACGGUGCCUAAGUCACAUGCGCCGUUUCAAUUCGCGAGGUGGACAGAACAGUAUGGACCUGUGUUCUCGCUCAAGCAAGGCCAUAGGAUUUUCGUAGUUAUAGGACGUUUUUGGAGUCUUUUCGUUGCACGAUUAUAAUAAUGAACUUGCACCCCUUGGUGUUACCACGCAUCAAGUAUCUCUCGAUACACCGCGAUAGUCUCCAAGUUGCGUUGCUGAUCAUGAGCCAUUUACAGACAGCCCCCAGACAAAAUGAAGUAUAGUACUCAAGUGCUAUCAUUUUACCAUUAAAUUAUUCCACCACCACCCA